This is a messenger RNA of Zonotrichia leucophrys gambelii, 1310 nucleotides long. It is a transcript of the gene F3, whose product is annotated as coagulation factor III, tissue factor. Gene Ontology annotation, cellular component: plasma membrane. Bases 107 to 964 code for a protein of 285 amino acids. Lineage: Eukaryota; Metazoa; Chordata; Aves; Passeriformes; Passerellidae. Gene Ontology annotation, biological process: blood coagulation; cytokine-mediated signaling pathway. The record is from RefSeq and is a predicted model, not a curated record. The transcript has 6 exons. Gene Ontology annotation, molecular function: protein binding; cytokine receptor activity.
CCGCUGCGCGGCCCCGGGGCGCGGCCUGGGUCCCGCCUCUGCGCGGCGCUGCCCCAUAUAUGCGGCGGCGGCGGCCGCCAGCGGCAGCUCCCUCAGCGCGCCCAGGAUGCUGCGUGCCGCCGCCCCGCCACGGGCACUGCUGCUCGGCGCGCUGCUCUGGCCCCUGGCCGCCGGCUAUAAGGACCUACCAACAGCAGUCAAUAUAACUUGGUCUUCAAUCAAUUUUAAAACUAUACUACAGUGGCAACCAAAACCAUCAGGCUACUUCUAUACUGUAGAAAUACAUGGACAGACAUCUGACGUGAGAAGAAAAUGCAUACAGACAUCAGAAACAGAGUGUGAUGUUACUGAUGCGCUCAGGAAUGUAAAGGAGACCUAUACAGCACACAUACUGUCUGUAAAGCCUGCGGAGAUGGAUAACUUUGAAGAGCCACCUUUUGAAGUCUCUGAAAAAUUUACACCUUAUAGCCAGACUGUUAUUGGAAAACCAGAGAUAAAGGAUUAUUCACAAAAAGGUUCCAAACUGAAUGUCGUGUUCAAAGAUCCGCUUACACCAUAUAUAUUUCCUAAUGGAAGCUUUAUGAGUAUUCAAGAUAUUUUCCAGCAUGACCUGGAAUACAAACUCUAUUACUGGAAAGAUCAAAGUUCUGGAAAGAAAGAUGUAACAACAAAAAGCCAUAAUUUUGAAGUAAGUGUUGACAGUGGAAAGAACUAUUGCUUCUAUGUCCAGGGAAUCAUUCCCUCUCGCAGAGAAAAUCGUAAUGGCCAAGAAAGCAGGGUGCUCUGCACCAGUGUAGGAAGGAAUAUCUUAGAUGAAUAUGGAACAGAAGUCUUUAUCAUCUUAGCAGUGAUAGCAGUUGCAGUCAUCACUCUCGCCGUUGUCCUUCCCGUGGUUCUGUGUAAACGCAAGAAAGCAAAGAGAGCAAGAGCUGAGAGAGAAAAGGAGCUGCUUAAUGGUAUCUAAGGAAAAAGUACUGCAAACACUAGUGGCAGAGCCAAAGCAGAAAAAACCCCAACUGUAGGAGUGACGGGGGUAGCACGGUCAGGACGGACAGAGACAAGAGAUCUCUGAAGCCAGGUUGUGGAACUUGCUGUUCAUUGCAAAGGGCCUGGGUGCAGGGCCCUGCUGGGAGCUGCCAGCUGCAGCUCAGAGCAGGCCUGAGAGAAGAGAGGGGUAGAGAGGAUGAGAGGGUAAGAGAGUGAAAGCAUAAAAGGGGUAAGAGCUAAGAGCUAAGAGUAAGAGUACAGAAAGUAAGUAAGUGAAGCUCCCGUUAAAAUAUAAUAAAUCAUCUUCUGUGUUGAAUAUCCUG